GCUCCCUGGUUGCCACACCAGAAUGGAGACCUCCAGGAACGGACGGCUGUCACCCCGGCUCGUGCUCUGCUGUGCCUUCUGGGGACUCUGCCUGGCCUUUCCAGAAUACGAUGAUUACUCUCAGAACGCCACCAACGAGCAGGUAAUGACACCAGAGAUCACACCGUGUCCCCGAGCCAUCCCAGGGGAAAAGAUAACGAUAAACAACAUCACGUACCUGUUGAUACACGAAGCCACCCGCUCUCAGCUGAAUAGCGUGGUCACCGUGCGGCUCAUCCCCUGCCUCUACACCCUCGUCUUCCUUGUGGGGCUGCCUUCAAACGGGCUGGCCCUGUGGGUCCUGGCUACCAGGGCUGAGAAGCUGACCUCCACUGUCUUCCUGAUGAACUUGGCUGCAGCAGACCUGCUGCUCAUCUUGGUGCUGCCCUUCAAGAUUUUCUACUAUUUCCUGGGGAACAACUGGCCCUUUGGGGAAGGCCUGUGCCGGGUCACCACGGCUUUCUUCUAUGGGAACAUGUACUGCUCAGUGCUGCUGCUCACGUGCAUCAGUGUCGACCGGUAUCUGGCUGUGGUGCAUCCUUUCUUCUCCCGUUCUUUCCGCACCCCUGCCUUUGCUGCCUGUACCUGCGCUGCCAUCUGGCUCUGUGCUGCUGCCCUCACCCUGCCCCUGACUCUGCAGCAGCAGUCGUAUCCCCUGUACAGAGCAGACACCACCCUGUGCCACGACGUUCUCCCCAGGCACGAGGAUGACGGGUAUUAUUUCUACUAUUUCAUCUGCCUCAUUGCCUGCGCUUUCCUUGCUCCUCUGGUGGUGAUGCUGUUCAGCUACUGCUCAGUAUUGCGAGCCCUCCUGGACAACGGCAAGCGGUACUCCUACUCCAUGAAGCUCACAGCUCUCGUGCUGUUCACACUCGUGGCCUUCUACACACCCAGCAACGUUCUCCUCCUCGUUCAUUACUCCAGCUAUCACUCCAAGCUGUACGGUAACCUGUAUAUCAGCUACAUGGUGAGCCUGGCCAUCAGCACCUUUAACAGCUGUGCUGACCCCUUCGUCUACUACUAUGUUUCUGAAGAUUUCCGGGAUAAGGUGAGGAGGAGAUUCUUCAAUCACAGCAAAAAAACCACCACAUCCUUAAAAACCUCCAAAGAAACUCUCCCUCAGAAAAGUUCCAAGGAUUUGCUGGUAUGA
Molecule: messenger RNA, 1189 nt
Organism: Cygnus atratus (black swan)
Lineage: Eukaryota; Metazoa; Chordata; Aves; Anseriformes; Anatidae
Gene: F2RL3
Product: F2R like thrombin or trypsin receptor 3
Exons: 2
Coding region: 23-1189 (388 amino acids)
Biological process (GO): positive regulation of Rho protein signal transduction; phospholipase C-activating G protein-coupled receptor signaling pathway; blood coagulation
Cellular component (GO): membrane
Molecular function (GO): thrombin-activated receptor activity
Source: RefSeq, a predicted model, not a curated record